AUGGGCUGCGGCGCGUCAGUGCAGGCGGGAGCCUUGCCAUUGGAGCCAGCGCACGUGCUGCCGCUUGGGCUUCCUCUCGAGGCGUGGAAGCUCGACGACGUUGUUGCGUGGAUAUCCAGCUACGAGUUCUCGCCCAAGGUCGCCGCCAGGGUCACCGACGGCGUUCGCGAGAACGCGGUCAGCGGCGUCGUGAUCCGCUCCUUCUACGACGAGGGGCGCGUCGACAGCCUCCUGGACGCCAUCAACGCCAGCGGGGAGAUCGAGCGCACGGCGCUCCGCCGCGGCAUCCGCGAGCAAGUGCGCGACGAGGCCAUGCGGCGCCUCCCCGACGUCAUGAAGCUCCUCAAGGGCGAGCUCGGCCCCGUGGACGUGCUGCCGACGGCACAGCUGCCCUCCGCCGCGAGCGUCGAGGCUCUGCUGCAGCCGAAGCGGUCGGGCGCGGGCGCGGAGCCCGGGCCGGACGCGGACGGAGAGGCGGACCUGCUGGCCGACCUGCUCGCGAACGGCAACACAGCGGCAAUCCAAGUCGCGCUCCCGGACCACGUCGGCGGCGCGCUCGAGGAGAAGGCGGACGGCGGGGUGAUGGAGGUGGACGGCGUGCUGGACGCGUACGUCGAGCCGGCGCAGGAGGCGAUCGAGGUGGUCGCGGGGGUCGCGGCGGGGUUCCUGGAGGAGGCGGGCCUGACGUCAGACACCCCGACGACGCUCGACGCCGUCCUGGACACCGUGGAGCCCCUCGUGGCGUCCUUCCUCGGCGUCUCGGAGUCCCUGCCGUACGUCCGGCCCGCGGCGGUGCUCAUCAAGGAGCUGUACCAGGCCCUGCGGCUCGUCAACGCGUCGAAGCAGGCGUGCGUGGCGUUCACGAGCGUUGUGCGGCAGUGCGUGGAGGUCCUGAUCGACGCCAAGGACGCCCUCGACCCGGACCGCCACGGCGAGGUCCUGCGCAGCCUCGAGGAGACGCUGCGGGACUCGAUCGACUUCAUCAAGCAGUUCGGCGAGUCGGGGUGGUUCUCGAAGCUGUACUUCGGACGCCGGAACAUCGGCCAGUUCGAGGAGCUCAGUGCGCGGCUGCUGGACGGCGUGUCGCUCCUGAGCGCGGCGGUGUCCGCCGCCGGCGCCAAGGUGUCGAUCGAGGCCAACAACAAGCUGGACCUGCUCCUCCAGCAGGUGCACAGCGGGGCGGUCUUCGGCGACGACGGCGCGGUGCUGCGCAGGGAGGUUGAGCGCCGGGGGGGUCUCGAGGCCGUGAUGGGGGACUCGGAGAAGCUCACCGAGGUCACGGCGAGCCUGGGCCUCGAUCAGCAGGUCGUGGUCGGGCUCGUGAAGCAGCUCGCCGCGGGGGGCGUGCACGAGCUCAUCCGCCACACCGAGAUGCGGCUCUUGUGGGGGAAGUACUUCAAGGGGCUGGAGCGCGUGUCGACGGCGUCGUUCGCGGAGGCGCUCAAGCUGUGGGCCGAGGAGGUCCUGGACGACGCGGGGCUCGUGGCGCGCAUGUCGGACCCGGCGACCGUGCGUCGGCUGUUCAAGGACGUCGACCUGGACCUCUCCGGGGAGGUGACGGUGGUCGAGGUCAACCGGGCGUUUCCGAGCGACACGCCCCUGCCGGCCAUCCUCGCGCAGCUGCUCUCCACGGUCGCGACGAUCCCGAGCAACCUCGCCGCGCUGCCGCUCGGAUACGUCCACCGCAGCUGCGUCGACCAGAUCUGCAGCGCCAUCAGCGAGGGCGCCCAGGUCACGCUGGUCCACGGCGGCAACGGCACCGGCAAGUCCGUGGCGGCGCUGGCGGCGGCGCAGCGCGCACUGCGCUCGCGCUCCCACCUGGCCGGAACCUACGUCUGCGGCCUCAAGGGCGUCGUCGAUCUGGCGGGGCUCGUGUCCGUCAUCGCCGGCUCGCUCGGCCUGCCCUCCACCAGCAGCCCGGUGGACCUAGCGGUCGCGGCGGACCAGCGGACGGACAACCUGGGCGGCAAGGCGCUGCUCGUGCUCGACAACGCGGACGCGCUGCUGGAUCCUGGCCACGCGUCGGGGACCGAGCGCGCCGCCCCCGCUACCGAGCAGGAGGCCAGGGCGGGCGGCGAGGCGCUGCGGUCCGCGCUGAGGAAGCUGGACGCGAUCUCGGAGGGGCGCGUGCAGGUCGUGCUGACGUGCCGCGACCCCGCGCUGCUCGGGGAGGGGCUGCGGCCGGGGAAGGAGGUCGAGGUGGGGGAGUUGUCCGAGGUAGAAGUGGAGGGGUUCCUGGCCGGGCUCAGCGCGCAGCAGGCGCGCGUGGCGCGCAAGAUGCUCGCGGACUUCGGCCGCCUGCCCGGCACGAUGCGGCAGAUAUCCUCGCUCGUCCGCGGGGCCGCGCCCGCGGCGCUGGCGGGCAUGGUCAAGAGCGUCAGCACCGCGGGGCGGCGGAGCGUGCGGCGGGCGCGCGCGGACUCGUCCGCGUCGGCGGAGGAGGCGCUCGCGAUGACGCUGCCGGAGAACGACCGCGCGGCGCUCGCGUGUCUAUGUGUCUUCCCCGCGUCGUUCGACAUGCCGGCGGCGACGGCCGUGGCGCGGGCGGACGGGACGUGCUUGAAGCGGCUCUGCGCGGCCGGGUUCGUCGAGGAGCAUGCGGGGCGCUUCGAGGUGCCCGACUCGGUCCGGUUCGCGCUAGCUCCCCGGGGAGCUGUCGAGGCAGAGGUGCGCGGGCGGCUGCUCGAGCACGCGACGGCGGUGCUCCGGCGGUGUACGGAGUGGUACGGCUCGUCGCUGGCGAUCUCCGGGCUCGCGCUGUUCGACCGCGAGCGGCUCAUGCUGCAGGCCGCGAUCACCGCCGCGCCCAGCGACGCGCGGGCCGCGGAGGCGGCAACGCUGAUGUCGCAGCUGCUCGAGGCCAAGGGCGAGCACGAGGCCGCGCGGACGCUCCUCGAGCCCGCGAUCAACGAAGGCAGGGUUGCGCAGAGCGACCAGGAGAAGGCCCUGGCGCUGCACCAGCUCGGGCGCGUGCUGCUGUUGGGUGGGCGGCGCGAGGAGGCGCGGCCGAAGCUCGAGGAGGCGCUGGCGCUCCUCGGCGGGGACGGUGCGCGCGGGCCCGAGGCGGCGGCGGUGCGGAACUCGCUCGGGCGGCUCUUCCACGAGGCUGGGGACCAGGCAGCAGCCAAGGCGUGUCUGACGGCGGCGCUGGAGGGCCUGCCGGGCGAGGAGGCGCGGGCGUCGGCGGCGAUGGCGCAGCACAACCUUGCGAACGUGCUGACCGCGCUCGGGGAGCGCGAGCGCGCGAUGGAGCUCCACGAGGCGGCGCUGGCAACGCGGGAAGCCACGCUGGGCGCCGACCAUCCGCUGGUGGCUGCGAGCCUCGUUGCGGCGGCGCGGGCGGUCGUGGAGGGCGGGGGCGCGACGUCCGAGGCGCUGGACGAGGCGCUCGGGCGGGCGGAGAGGGCGGUGGGUAUAAUGGAGCCCCUGACGUCAAGGGAGGACUUGGGGGUGCGACCGCAGUGGGGGAGGUGCUUGGAGGCGCGCGGGGAGGUGCGGGAGGCGCGCAGGGAGUGGGAGCGCGCGGCGGCGGACUUCGCCGCGGCAGCGCGCGUGGCUGAGGCGGCAUACGGCGCAGCGGACGCCGAGGCGCUGCGGCUGAGGGCGCGCGGGGAGGAGUGCGGGAAGAAGGCGGCCGGGUGA
Messenger RNA from Pedinophyceae sp. YPF-701, 3642 nucleotides. Lineage: Eukaryota; Viridiplantae; Chlorophyta; Pedinophyceae. The record is from the annotation of a GenBank genome assembly.